Molecule: messenger RNA, 2667 nt
Organism: Symbiodinium necroappetens
Lineage: Eukaryota; Dinophyceae; Suessiales; Symbiodiniaceae
Source: the annotation of a GenBank genome assembly
AUGCACCUGACCAACUUUUCGAUCAACUACGAGAGUGAUGCGUUUGAAGACACGGAAGAUGGGGCGACGGGCAGCAAGCGUUCGUUGCGAACUGUGCUGGACUGCUGUGUGGCGGAUGGACAAGGCGUUUGGACGGAGAUCGCGACGUGUGUUCGCAAGACACUCCUUGCCAUUGGCCCGAAAAUGCAGGAGAACUAUCACAGCUACUUCGGGCGCACUCGCCAGUCUUUUGAGGAAGAGCCUGGCUGCAGAAGCGCGUGCUUCGAAAUUCUUGGGUUCGAUUUCAUCCUGGACGAAGAUGAGAGGCUUUUUCUGCUGGAGGUGAACUCGGCACCAUCUCUUUCCACACCAACAGCAUUGGACGAGGAGAUCAAGAGCAGCAUGCUCGGAGAGGCCUUCCGGCUGCUUCGCAUGGACGGUUCAGCAAAAGUGCGCCAUCGUGAGAAGGCGCAGCAGCGGCUGGCAGACCGGCAGCAAGAACACGUGGCGAGACGAGAGGAGCUCGCACGCUUGCGCGAAGAGCGGCUGAAGUGUUCCGUGGGCUUCCUCAGCUCCUUGGGCCAGAGGAAGUUACCGCCAAUCGCGACCAGUCGUCACGAACCUGGCGAGGCUAGCACCGAGUCGCAGAUGCCAAAGACGGGAGGAGACAAGAUUGAUGAGGGCGGCACUGCUGAAGACAGCGAGUCAUCAAGCGAUGACAGCUCGUCGGAGGAGGAAAGUGACUGGGAGGAAUGCGACGACGAAUUCUGCUUCCUUGGCACCCCUGUCAGCAGGAACUAUGUACAGAUCCUCCCUUUUGCCGGCAUGGAAACAGAUGAGUGGAAGGAGAUUCAAGCAGGAGCGGCCAAGCUUGCUCAAGGCUGGAACAUCAAUGCUCGACGCCCGCAGAGCCAACCAGUCUCCGAAGCACAAGGCACAGAGUUGACCAGGAGCGUCUAUGGGCUGGUUCGAUCUCCCUCCAGCGUUGCGCAGCAGAAGCAAACCUGCCCCAGAGCGGGAGGGAAGGCCGGUCUCGCGAGCAAAAACGCAGCCGCUGAUGCCGAGACGCUGCCGAUAGUGGUCCGAUCGGAGUCUAGGCCAGCCUUUUGCUCGAUGGAGGCAGAACUUUCUGCAGAGAAAAGCUCGGUGCCGGUGCCGAAGCUAGAGAAGCACUUGAGGCGGCGACGAAGCAGCAUCUUGCCGGCGCAACGUUCAAGCGGAUAUCAAGCCAUGAAGACGCCCGAGCCUCUCAAGUCUGCCAGGCGCAGGGGCCCGUUGAGUCCUGACUUCAUCACUCUGCGGCUCGAGAUUGCUCUGGUGCCGUUCAUAUUGUCGGGCAAUCAAGUGGCUGACAACUUGAACGAUGACCCAACCACUCCUUACAUCUACUUCGAGAUCCCUGGCGACCUCAGCGCCAGAGGAGCUGCCGAGGAGUCUUGGGUGAUCUUCAGCCCAACUCCUCCCUUGGCCCUUGUCGGCAGAUCGAGCGGUUUCUGUACGCCGCUUUGCCGAAUGGUGGCGGCCCGAGGAUACCGAUUAACUUCGGUCGCCAGGUUGCCUGCCAACUUCUUGGGUGCGAGGACAAGGUCGACUGGCGACAGUGCCAGGAUUCCAAGGAAGGCGAGAAGCCUGGCACUGAGAUCCAUCUGCCGGCCGCAGCACACCAGCGGCAGUAUGCGUACGCAGCUCAACCUGCAGUGCAGGCCGGCUAUUCGAGCCAGGCCGCAUUGGGUGCUGGUCUCGGAGGUGUCUGUGGGUGGCAGCGAUGAUCGAUGCACACUCUGUGUCCAUGUAGCAGAUUCUGUUCUCGGCGGUCGUGGGCUUUUUGCCUCCUCCACGCUCUCAGCGGACUCUAAGGUUUUGUCGCUUCCUUUGGAAGCAUGCCUGUCAUCAGCAGACCCAAGUGUGGCAGACCUGCCGGUCAACUCGCUCUUUCGACUGACUGAGCUUCUUUGCGCCGAAAUACAGAAGGGUGAUGCCUCGCGAUGGGCAUGUUGGUUUCGAUCCCUUCCUCGGGAGUGCGGGAGCUGGCCGGAGUGGCGCGAGCCCGAGCUGCGGGCGGCACAGCGCGGUCCACCCGAGCUCUUCAAGGAGGCGGUCGAUCUGGCUCGCAAGCUGCCACAGUGGCACAAGCAGUUGAGCCAGAUCUUGCCACAGAGCGUCAUUGCCGGUCUUGAUGACAAAGCCAGCUUCAGGCGAGCACUGGCCAUACUCUUCAGUCGCCGCUUCGGCAUGCUCUGCGAUGACAGCAAGGUUGCUGUUUGUGUGCCACUGGGUGACAUGAUCAACCAUGCGGCUACAGCUAGUGUGGAGGUUCAGUAUGACCAGGCAUCGAGACGGCUGACAUUCGUCACCCAAGAUACAGUCGUGGCUGGCGACGAGCUUCUGAUUUGCUAUGGGCAGCUGGACAACCUGGAACUAUGCACAAGCCAUGGUUUCGUACUACCAGAGAACCCCUUGGAUAGCAUCGUGUUGUCUGAUGGCGUCAAACUCGCCCGAACAUCUCAGCUGCAACUUCCAGCUUUGGCGGAGGUUCAGCAAAUGAUGGAAGACUUGCCCCCAAAAGAGGAGGAUGAAGCUGUGCGGACUGAUACCAGCAACUCGCAGGCCUGCCGCGCCAUUGCCAGUUUCCGGCUAAGCUACCGCCAGAUGCUGCAGCAACUGCUGGAUGGCCCUGCGCCUGGAUAG